This is a messenger RNA of Volvox carteri f. nagariensis, 723 nucleotides long. RefSeq lists its product as uncharacterized. The annotation marks the transcript as partial. Gene Ontology annotation, biological process: intracellular signal transduction; protein phosphorylation. Gene Ontology annotation, cellular component: nucleus; cytoplasm. The record is from RefSeq and is a predicted model, not a curated record. The transcript has 7 exons. Gene Ontology annotation, molecular function: MAP kinase activity; ATP binding. Lineage: Eukaryota; Viridiplantae; Chlorophyta; Chlorophyceae; Chlamydomonadales; Volvocaceae.
UACGAUUACGUGCGAACCCUGGCAGAAGGUUCAUAUGGCGAUGUACAUGAGUGCAUUCACGCUGCAUCCGGGCAGCGAGUAGCCAUUAAAAGGUUUAAAGCAGCGCACCUCGAUCCCCAGAUUUGGCGUCUAGCCAUGCGUGAGCUGCGAGUGCUGCAGACGCUGCCCAGUCACCCAAAUAUUGUGCAGCUGAAACGGGCAGUCUGCAGUCAGUCAUCUGGCCGCCUCUUCUUUGUAUUUGAGCUUUUGCACGGAAGCCUUCUAGGGGAGUUGGGUCGUCACCCCGGGGGCUUCCUCCCCCCUGGACCCCUAAAGCACGUGGCUUGGCAGCUGCUGCAAGCACUCGCGCACUGCCACGAUAACAAGGUCGUACACAGGGACGUGAAGCCUGCGAACGUGCUCCUGAGCAACGAAUUACAACAACAGCAACCCCACUCGGUUGUCAAGCUCUGUGACUUUGGAUUCGCACGAUGGCUGGCCCCGGGAGCACCUAGAGCGGCUGGCUGCGGUGGUGCACCCCCCCAUGUCGCCACCAUGUCCGCCUAUGUCGUGACUCGCUGGUACAGACCGCCAGAGGUCAUCGUGGAAGACUUGUACGGCACUGCCGUGGAUAUAUGGUCGUACGGCUGUACAAUUGCCGAGCUUGCCAGCGGCCAUCCUCUGUUUCCCGGCUGUUCUUCCGCCGACCAGCUCUGGCGCAUCAGUCGCUGUUUGGGACCCCUG